CUUCCCGCUCCAUCGUGUCUCCAGCCUUGGACCGACCUUAUCACAAUCCACUUGAGAGGUGGGAAAAGGUUCAUUUCCAACGUAACCCUCCCUAUAUAACCUUUCAACAUGGCACCCAAGAAGAAGGGAAACAAGAGACAGGAAGAGGACUGGGAAGCGGAUCUGGGCGAGUCGGCUCCCGCCACCGCCUCUCCUCCUGCUGAGGACGCUGCCGCCGCUCCCGCUGAGGAGGACAAUGGCAUGGGCGGUGGUCUGCUCGCCGCCCUCCGCAAGAACAAGGCCAAGAAGGGCAAGAAGGGCAAGCCCGUCAACGACUUCGUCGAGGGCGAGGAUGCCGCCCAGGAGACCAACGACGCCGCCAACGACUUCGCCAGCAAGCAGCCCGAGGAGGGUGGCUUCGACGAUGAGGAUGACGUCUUCUCCGGAAAGGCCAAGCCCAACAAGAAGGCCGCCGCUGCCGCCGCCGCUCCGGCGCCCAAGGAUGCCGGCGAUGAUGGCGAGAUCCGUGUGAAGUCCAAGAAGGAGAAGGAGAGGGAGAAGAAGGAGAGAGAGAAGCAGCGUAAGAAGGAACAGGCUGCGAAGAAGAAGACUACUACCCCCGCUGAGACCAAGGCUCAACCCACUAAGGCUGAGCCUGUGAAGGAGGAGGCCGCUGCCCCUGUUGCUGCUCCCGAGCCUGCGACUGGCGGUAAGAAGAAGAAGAUCCCCGCACACUUGCUUGCCAUCCAGAAGCAGCAGGAGGCUCUGCGGAAGCAACAGGAGGAGGCCGAGCGUAUGGCGGCUGAAGAGGCCGCUGCUGAGGAGGAGAAGCGUCGCCUCGAGGAGGAAGAAGAAAAGAAGAAGGAGGAGGCCCGUCAACGGAAGAAGGAGAAGGAGAAGGAGAAGAAGGAGCAGCUCCGCAAGGAAGGAAAGCUUCUCACCAAGGCUCAGAAGGAAGCCAAGGAGCGUAACGAACGCCGUAUGCAGCAGAUGCUUGCGGCUGGUGUCGGCAAGGUUGCCGGUCUUGAGGAAGGCGGUGCGGAGAAGAAGAAGCCCGUCUACGAUAACCGCAAGAAGCGCGGCCCCAAGAAGCAGGAGGAUGACCUGGAAGCUGCUGCUGCCCGUGCUAAGGCUCAGCGUGAAGCCGAGGAGGAGCGCCGCAGAAAGGAGGAGGAGGAGAAGGCUAAGGCUGAAGCCAAGGCUGCCGCUGCCGCCAAGGGUGGCGAUGAGGAGAGUGAGGUCGAGGAUUGGGAGAAGGCCGCUGAGGAGGACGAUGUGAAGGACAGCUGGGAUGCGCCUUCGGAUGAGGAAGUGGAGAAGCCUGCUACGAACGGUGCUGAGAAGGCUGCCUCUGCCUCUGCUGAGAAGGAAGAGGAGGACAGCGACGAUUCUGAUGAGUCUUCCGACGAAGAUGAUUCGGAGGAUGAGCAGUCUGCGGCCCAGAAGGCCAUUGCUCAGCGCAAAGCAGAGGCUGCCGAGCGCCGCAAGAAGCAGCACGAGGAAGCUCUCGCCGCUCGUUCGAAGGACAACCUCCGUUCUCCCAUUUGCUGUAUUCUCGGACACGUCGAUACCGGUAAGACCAAGUUGCUGGAUAAGAUUCGUCAGACGAACGUUCAGGAGGGUGAAGCUGGUGGUAUUACCCAGCAGAUUGGUGCCACCUACUUCCCCGUCGAUGCCCUGCGCCAAAAGACCCAGGUCGUCAACCAGGACGGCAAUUUCGAGUUCAAGAUCCCCGGUCUGUUGGUCAUCGAUACCCCCGGUCACGAGUCUUUCUCCAACUUGCGUUCCCGUGGUUCUUCGCUCUGUAACAUUGCCAUCCUGGUCGUCGAUAUCAUGCACGGUCUCGAGCCUCAAACUCUCGAGUCCAUGAGAUUGCUCCGUGACCGUCGCACUCCUUUCAUCGUCGCCCUGAACAAGAUCGAUCGUCUGUACGGCUGGAAGAAGAUCGACAACAAUGGUUUCCAGGAGAGUUUGGCUAUGCAGAGCAAGGGUGUCCAGAACGAGUUCCGUUCUCGUCUGGAACGCACCAAGCUGCUCUUCGCUGAGCAGGGUUUCAACGCCGAGUUGUUCAGCGAGAACAAGUCGAUGGCCCGCAACGUCUCUCUGGUCCCCACCUCCGCUCACACCGGUGAAGGUAUUCCCGACAUGCUGAAGCUGUUGACUACUUUGACCCAGGAGCGUAUGACCAACUCCCUUAUGUACCUGUCUGAGGUCGAGUGUACCGUUCUCGAAGUCAAGGUCAUUGAGGGUCUUGGUACCACUAUCGACGUUGUCCUGUCUAACGGUAUCCUUCGUGAGGGUGAUCGGAUUGUGCUAUGCGGUCUCAACGGUCCUAUCUCAACGAAUAUUCGAGCAUUGUUGACGCCUGCACCGCUCAAGGAAUUGCGUCUUAAGUCGCAGUACGUUCACAACAAGGAGGUCAAGGCUGCUCUGGGUGUCAAGAUUGCUGCCAACGAUCUUGAGCAGGCUAUUGCUGGUUCUCGUCUGAUGGUCGUUGGGCCCGAUGAUGACGAGGAGGACAUUGAAGACGAGGUCAUGUCUGAUCUCGAGAACCUGCUCAGCAAGGUUUCCAGAGACCAGCGUGGUGUCAGCGUUCAGGCCUCCACCCUUGGUUCCUUGGAGGCCCUGCUUGAGUUCUUGCGUGUUUCCAAGAUUCCGGUCGCCAACAUUUCCAUUGGUCCUGUCUACAAGCGUGAUGUCAUGAUGGCCGGAACGAUGUUGGACAAGGCUAGGGAGUAUGCUGUCAUGCUGUGCUUCGACGUCAAGGUGGACAAGGACGCGGCUGCGUACGCCGAAGAAGUUGGAGUCAAGAUCUUCACGGCCGAUAUCAUCUACCAUCUGUUCGAUGACUUCACCAAGCACAUGGCCGAGCUGCAGGAGAAGAGAAAGGAAGAGAGCAAGAUGCUUGCUGUCUUCCCCUGCGUGCUCAAAACCGUGGCCGUGUUCAACAAGAAGGAUCCCAUCGUCAUUGGUAUCGAUGUGGUUGAGGGAAGUCUGCGUCUGCACACCCCUAUCGCUGCAGUGAAGACCAACGCCGAGACCGGCGCGAAGGAGAUUAUCAACCUUGGCCGAGUUUCCUCCAUUGAGCGCGACCACAAGGCCAUCCCUAUCUGCAAGAAGGGUCAACCUUCCGUUGCCGUCAAGAUCGAGGGUGCCAACCAGCCCAUGUACGGUCGUCAGCUGGAAGAGUCGGAUACCCUGUACUCCCAGAUCUCUCGUGCCAGUAUCGACACUCUGAAGGAGUUCUACCGUUCGGACGUGACGAUGGAAGAGUGGGGUCUUGUCAAGAAGCUCAAGCCUGUCUUUGACAUUCCAUGAGCGCCUUCACAGCUUCUCUAGUCAACCCUGGGACUUCUCAGAGCCGAGUCGGUCAAGGGUCCAGAUUCGACGAGCCAUAGUCACUGGUGAUGGCUGUGACUUAAGAAGCUCACGUGCUGUGGAUCAUCAUAUCGUGUUUUUGCUUGUUGUUUCUGCUGUUGCUUAGCCUACAGUUUCCUUGAGGGAUAUUUCGAACGCACGAUAGAUGGUCACCUACCCAGGGAUGAGUGAAGGAUGGAACGUUGGAUAUUGGGAGGUGAAAAGCAAAGGCAGAAGGCCUUGGAACGAGGAAUGACUACGACUUUUUUCUUAUCACCAAUACAAAAGCAAAAGAUGCCUGUACAUGAGACCUUUGAUGUUGGAAAAAAGCUAGCCGUGGUCGAUUGCUUUAUCUCUUUGUUAAUGAAUAGCUAUGGAUCUAGUUCGAAUUGAG
Messenger RNA from Aspergillus japonicus CBS 114.51, 3730 nucleotides. RefSeq names its product putative mitochondrial translation initiation factor IF-2. Lineage: Eukaryota; Fungi; Ascomycota; Eurotiomycetes; Eurotiales; Aspergillaceae. The record is from RefSeq and is a predicted model, not a curated record. Gene Ontology annotation, molecular function: GTP binding; GTPase activity; translation initiation factor activity. The transcript has 4 exons. The coding region runs from base 109 to 3297 and encodes 1062 amino acids.